UGUGAAUUCAAGGGAUGUACAGUAAAAUACCUAAAUCAUUUGACAGUAAACGGUGCAUUGUUGUUUUUGAUUCUUGUUCUUGAGUAGCUCAGUCUCCAAAACCCUAAACAGGGAAGAAGAGAAAAAACAUGGUUGGGUCGCUACUAGUGCAGAGAUUAAAUGCCAGAAGAAGCUUAGCAUCAUUACUCUUUUCCAGAACAUUCGCCUCUAAAAAACCCAAAUCAUCCCCCGUUACGAAGAAUGCAACCAAAUCCAAGAAAGGCGAUCCCAAAUCGAAGAACAAACACGAAGAAUUUGGCUUGGCAGCAGAUGAUACCUCUUCUUCUGCAACGGAUAAUCUCGUAAUUGACGAUUCUUCUAGGCUCCAGCAGCUUGCUUUAGAUGACAAGGACAAGUCUCUUGAUGUUGGACUUGACGGCCGGCCUCUUUUCACUUCUGCUACCUCCAUUUCUCAGCUUAACCAUAAACAUGCUUCUUCUUACAUUAAUUUCAGUAUGAAAGAACUUGAUGCGGUUUUACCAGAGGGUUUGCCGGAUGGAAUGUUGAAGGAGUUUGAGGAUUCUAAGAGGAAUGCGCUGCUUGUUCGACAGAGCUUUCUGGAUCUUCGUGAUAAUUAUAGGCGUAUUGUUGACCCCCCUUUGCAAUCGGCUGCUGCUGUCAAAGGUCCCAAAGCGCAAAAGCAAAUUGUACUGGAUGGGCCUGUAAGCUGUGGCAAAAGUAUAGCAUUGGCCAUGCUUGUGCACUGGGCACGUAGUGAAGGUUGGUUGGUUUUUUAUGUCCCAAAAGGUCGAGAAUGGACCCAUGGAGGAUUUUUCUAUCGGAACCAGCAAACCGGUCUAUGGGAUACACCAGUCCAGGCUGCUAGCAUUUUGCAGGAUUUUAUGAAGUACAACGAAUCACGCCUACUUCAGUUGCCGUGUCAAGUGUUUGAUCCUAUUCCAUUGGGAGAGGGCGUUGGUGUUGGACAGAUGAAAGAUGUUGAUACAAUGGCAAUGCCUGAAGGUUCAACACUAUAUGACCUGGUUCAAGCAGGACUAAAUUACACGCAUGCUUCUGUAGGAGUGUUGGUCCAACUGAGAAAAGAGCUGUCAUUAGUAAAGGACAUUCCUGUUCUUAUCGCAAUUGAUCAAUACAAUAAUUGGUUUACGUUCAGUGAAUAUGAGGAACCGGUAACUGUUCGUUCCACUCGGCCAAUUCAUGCUAAAGAACUUGCCACGGUUAAUGCAUUCAGGUCUAUGAUAAAUGAUGACAUGAUGAUCGGUGCUUUCUCUCAUUCUACAGCUGUAGGAAAACUGCGCCAAGAGUUACCUGAUGUUCCCACUGGCGCUCGCAUUAAUUUCCCUCGUUAUACCCUGGAAGAAGCUGGCACUGUUUGCCACUACUACCUCAGGCAAAGGCUAAUACGUCGUGAAGCGUUCUCGGAAGAUGGGUGGAAGAAAUUGUACUAUCUGUCAUAUGGUAAUGGAGCAGAGCUAAGAUGGUUAGUACCCUUCAUGCGGUGACCUUGUUAUGACUGUAUUGUUCGUUACACCUUGGAAGUUGAACAUAAUGUGGUGUUGAUGGCUGUGAUUGCCUUUUGCAUUUUGAUUGGCUACGGUGAGGUUCGAAGCAAUUGAUUAAGUUUUAAUUGGGAAAUAGAAUUUGUGCUUGUUUUAUGAAGAAACAUAUAUCUUGAUUGCCUCGUACCAGUGAUGAAGUUAUAUCAUGGCUUUUGUCAUGCAUCAGAUACCAAGCUUUUAGGAGCCCUCUCUUCAAGAAAUGCCUUUUGUUAAAUUUUGGGAAUUAAAAAUUUCUUUAACAUAUCUCUGAAGUAGUCUAACAAGAUUCAAGGAAGUUUUUUGCAAUUUAGUCUGUUGUUGACUUGGUAAUUAAUAAUUUUAUAUAUUGUCGCUUCCACUACAUUCUUUGACUGUUGAGGUCAUUGAUGUUGUAAUAAUUUAGCAAUGAAUAACAUUGUAGUUAUAACAUUGUAGUUUGUCUUUGAUUAUAUUUUAAGAGAGUUAAUUUGCCUAA
This is a messenger RNA of Daucus carota subsp. sativus, 2013 nucleotides long. RefSeq lists its product as uncharacterized. Gene Ontology annotation, molecular function: structural constituent of ribosome. NCBI's taxonomy places the organism in Eukaryota, Viridiplantae, Streptophyta, Magnoliopsida, Apiales, Apiaceae. Gene Ontology annotation, cellular component: mitochondrial small ribosomal subunit. The transcript is spliced from 7 exons. The coding region runs from base 129 to 1502 and encodes 457 amino acids. The record is from RefSeq and is a predicted model, not a curated record.